GGUUUGGGAGUCAUCAUGGUGGAGAGCAUGGAUCUAACCCUGGAGAAGGAAGAGAAGCGUUACUGCAUCCGUACUAAGCACGUGGCCAUCAUCUGUGGGGUGGUGGCGCUGUGCUCUUUGGUAGUGGGCCUUGCGGUGGGUCUGUCUGGGUCAGACACCACCUCCCCUCCACCCCCCUCCACAGGAAAGCCCACAGCGGAGCCUACAGCAGCGCCUACACAGCCCCCUGCACCUGACAGGGGUCCCUGCACUCCUUCCACUGACUCCAGCGGGGACUGGAGUAACUUCCGUCUGCCUGAGUACGUGAAGCCGGUCCACUAUGACCUCCACCUGGAGCCCAACCUGGAGGACGACACCUACACCGGCACUGUGGAUGUUCACCUGGAGGUCACGAAGGCCACUCGCCACCUGUGGCUCCACAUCAGGCAGACGUUUGUCAGCGCUGAGCCCCGGCUGAAGAAGCUUUCCAGCCAGGGGAGCCAUAGUGAGGUGGGGGUGAAGAGCUGCUUCGAAUAUAAGAAACAUGAGUACGUGGUGGUGGAGGCCACCGAGGUUCUGCCUGCCACCGCAGCAGGAGAGGUGUACGUGCUCAGCCUGGACUUCCAGGGCUGGCUGAACGGCUCCGUGGUCGGUUUCUACCGGGUCAUCUACACCGAGGGGGGCGUCCAAAAAAAGAUCGCCGCAACUGACCACGAGCCAACAGACGCUCGUAAGUCCUUCCCCUGCUUUGACGAACCCAACAAGAAGGCCACCUACACAGUCUCCAUCACGCAUGAUAAGACCUACGGAGCGCUGUCCAACAUGCCACCAGAGGGAUCCGCUCAAGAGCUGCCCGGUAAUAAACUCAAGACCUCCUUCAUGAAGUCGGUUCCCAUGAGCACUUAUUUGGUGUGUUUUGCUGUGCACCAGUUUGACCACGUGGAGAGAACUUCAGCUUCAGGAAUUCCUCUGAGAAUCUACGCUCAGCCGACUCAGUUAGCGACGGCAGAAUAUGCAGCCAACACAACCAAGGCCAUCUUUGACUACUUUGAGGAUUAUUUCAACAUGAAUUACUCCAUCCAAAAACUGGAUAAGAUCGCCAUCCCUGACUUUGGCACUGGAGCCAUGGAGAACUGGGGCCUCAUCACGUACAGGGAGACCAACCUGCUGUACGAUGAGAAGGAGUCUUCCUCCUACAACAAGCAGCGAGUGGCCAGUGUCAUCGCCCACGAGCUGGUUCACCAGUGGUUCGGGAACAUCGUGACCAUGGACUGGUGGGACGACCUCUGGCUUAACGAGGGAUUCGCCAGUUUCUUUGAGUAUGUAGGCGUGGAGCACGCUGAGCCCACCUGGGGCAUGCGAGACAUCAUGAUCAUCAGCGACGUGCUUCCCGUCAUGGUGGACGACGCCCUCGUCUCCUCUCACCCGAUCAUUGUGGAUGUUUCAACCCCGGCAGAGAUCACCUCCGUGUUUGAUGCCAUCUCAUACAGCAAGGGGGCGUCCAUCCUCAGGAUGCUGGAGGACUGGAUGGGAAAGGAGAGGUUCAGAGACGGCUGUCGAAAAUAUUUGAAAGACUUCCACUUCCAGAACGCCAAAACAGCAAACUUCUGGGCUUCUCUCGCCGACGUGAGCGGGUUACCCGUUGCAGAGGUCAUGGAUACGUGGACCAAACAGAUGGGUUACCCUGUGCUGGAUCUGUCCGUCUCAGACAACAGCGCCACGCUGACCCAACGGCGUUUCCUCCUGGAUCCUAAAGCUGAUGCCACCCUGCCUUCUUCACCUUUCGGCUACAAGUGGACAAUCCCGGUCGAAUGGCAUUCCCUGAAAACGGACAAAAUCAUGUUGGAGAUGUUCGACAAGAGCACCACAGAGCUGCUCGUCAGGAACUACUCGGCCCCGGUGGACGGGCUGCUCAAAGUGAACAAUGAUCACAUCGGCUUCUACAGAGUCAACCACGACGACAACAUGUGGAACACCAUCAGCAAACAGCUCCAGGACAACCACACGGAUUUUGAUGCAGCCGAUAGAACGAGCUACGUCGAUGAUGUUUUUGCUCUUGCGAGGGCUGACGUGAUCGAUUAUGGUAAUGCCUUCAACCUCACCAUUUACCUGAAUAAGGAGGAGGACUACAUAGUCUGGGAUCGAGUGUCCUCUUCCAUGGCUUACGUUCGAGACAUGCUCUCAGACAACGAUGACCUCUACCCAAAGUUUCAGAAACUUUUCCGAGAACAUGUUCAAGCAAUCUCAACACAGCUGGGAUGGGAGGAUGACGGUACUCAGACGGAGAGGUUGCUGAGGGAAACGGUGCUCGGCAUCGCGUGUCAGAUGGGAGAUCAGGGCGCUCUGAAUGAAGCCUCUCGCAUCUUUGAUCAGUGGAUUUCUGAAACCAUCAGCAGUGUAGCAGUGAACCUGAGGCUGCUGGUUUAUCGAUACGGCAUGAAGAAUUCAGGCACUGAAGAAAAGUGGAACGUAAUGUUCCAGAGGUACAAAACCUCGACUCUGGCUCAGGAGAAGGACAAGCUGCUCUACGGACUGGCCUCUGUGAACAACGUGGAUCUCCUCUACAAGCUGCUGGAGGCUUCCAAAGAUGAGACCGUGGUGAGGAGUCAGGAUCUGUUCACUGUGGUUCGGUAUGUGUCCCUAAACCCAGUGGGCCAAAGCAUGGCCUGGGACUGGACCACACUCAACUGGGACUACCUUGUUAACAGGUACACCAUCAAUGACCGGAACCUCGGGCGUCUCUUGGGUCGAAUCUCUACCAGCUACAACACAGAGCUGCAGCUGUGGAAGAUGGAGCAUUUCUUCAGUCUGACACCAGAUGCAGGUGCAGGUCAGAUGCCUCGGCAGCAGGCGCUGGAGACGGUGAGGAACAACAUCGAAUGGAUCAGAGCGAACGAGAACGAGAUCAGACGGUGGCUGGAGAACAACGUCGUCUAAACAGACGGUCACCUGAACUUCAACAUGGACUUCUUACCUCUCAGCAGAGACAGGACGUGUGGCGGGGUUCUUGUUCAGGGCCGGAGGGGGGCGACUUGACUAAAUCAAAGGAGGACUGUUGUUUUUUUUUUUAAACUUGGGCCUACUUUUUGUUUGUUUUGUGUUUUAUAAACUUAAAAGAAUCAAAAACUUUUGGAAAAUUUCUUGUUUGCAGCAGUGAAACAGGCUGAACGGUUGUUUGUAGUCCUCAUACCGGAUCAAAGCUCAGAUCAGAUUAUUUCUCCUUGUUUCCGACAGACGAGGUAUAGGCUACAGUUUUCUGCAGACGGGGAAUCUGACACAUAAUUUAGAAGUCUCCGACCCGAGCACUCACCUCGGUUUAGGUGCACAAGGAAUCUGUCAGCUCUUCACUUUGACACCAGAAAGUCUGUUUUUGCAGACACAACACAGACGUGCUGUUCUGCCUGCAGCACACUAAUCAACUGAUUGGAUCUUUGAUACACGUGUCACUGAUAUAUCGUGAGUUUUGACAUGUUUGCAUCAUGUGAAGCCGGAAACGCCUACUAUCACCCGACAGACACAGUGAUGUGUGGAGUUUGUUUUCUCAGCUCAGUCUUCUCCUUCAGCCGCUCACACACUGUAUGUUGAUCAUGUAAACAUGUCAUGCAGAUCAUGGGUCGUGACUCGAUGCACACACUCCAGUGAUGUACUGCACGUCUGCCUUUCUAACUGAGGCGCCGUGUUUUCACCGUUCAUUCAUUUCUGUUUAUUUCUCAUUGAAUGCUGAACACCAGACGACUAAUCGCCCCCUAUAAAUUCUUUAAUGUAUUUUAGUAAAAAACAACUGAAAUGUAAAUGUUAUGUUGGUUUGAAGGAGUCACACAUGCACAAUUUGUGUUGGAUUGAAAUGCCUGUGACUCUCGGGUAAGCACUGAAUCUGUGAAUCUGAACACGGUGCGUUGAGACUGUCAGACUCACCUGUCUGUGUUCAUCCUGAUCUCACCUUGUUUUGUCUCUUUGAUGUUAUGAAGUUUUAAUUUGAAUGAAUAAAUGUGUACUUUAAUAAC
This is a messenger RNA of Notolabrus celidotus (New Zealand spotty), 3983 nucleotides long. RefSeq names its product glutamyl aminopeptidase (gene enpep). The coding region runs from base 16 to 2916 and encodes 966 amino acids. Gene Ontology annotation, biological process: proteolysis; peptide catabolic process. NCBI's taxonomy places the organism in Eukaryota, Metazoa, Chordata, Actinopteri, Labriformes, Labridae. Gene Ontology annotation, cellular component: cytoplasm. Gene Ontology annotation, molecular function: zinc ion binding; peptide binding; metalloaminopeptidase activity. The record is from RefSeq and is a predicted model, not a curated record. The transcript is spliced from 20 exons.